GUGGUGUGACCCAACAACACGAACAAGAAUCACAGAAAUUUUCCAUAAAAAUCAAAUCUUGGAAAAUUAAAUUCCAAACCGCCAAUUUGAAUGCAAAAGCAGCAACAAGACAUUCCCCAGAACAGAUUUCUUCUAAUUCAUCUGUAUCUCACCAUUCAUUCAUUCAAUUGAAUUCUCUUUCUCUUUUAUCCACUUCUUUUUUUCUUCCAUCUCUCUCUCUUCUUUCUCUCUCCAUUGCUUUUACUUUCUGACACCAAACCUCUCUUUGAAUCUACGUUUUCCAUGUUGUUGUUUGCUUCAGUCUCUUUACUGACUCGUUCCCAGUGAUUUUGCUUUCAGACUCAUAGAUUUGUUCUUAAGCUUCCUUUAGCUUGCUCACUUGGUUCUUAAUCAUUUGAAUCAAUCUUUAUUUAUCUUGAUAAACCCACCAUUGCACUUCUUGUUGUUUCUCACUGCUCGCUUUCCCUCUUUCUUGAUAAACCCUUAUCGCCAACUGCGUUGAUUCCUUUCCCCUUUUUCGUUUCUGGGUUUUCUUCCUCGCUUGAUUUCUUGGACUCUGGUGGUUCCAUGAGCUGUUUGGUUGCUGGGUUUGAGUGAAGAAUGAGGCCAUUUCGCUCAUUUUUUCAAGUUGUGUGCUUUUGUUUGGGACUCUUCCUUCUUGUAAAUUGUGGCUCUUCAGUUAAUUCUGCAUUAACUGAAGUGCAAGCUCUUAAGGCUUUCAAGGAAGCUAUAUAUGAAGACCCUCUUUUGGCUUUGUCAAGUUGGAAUACCCUAGAUUCAGGCCCUUGUGACUGGUCUGGCAUUUCCUGUACUACUGAUGGUGAUCAUGUCUUAAAGCUAAACAUUUCUGGAUCAUCUUUGAGGGGUUUUCUUGCUCCAGAAUUGAGUUCAUUAUCUUCCUUGCAAGAACUAAUUUUGCAUGGAAAUAAUCUGAUCGGUGCAAUACCCAAAGAAAUGGGCAUGUUGAAGUACCUAAAGGUCUUGGAUUUGGGACAGAAUCAGCUAUCCGGUCCAAUUCCUCCUGAGCUUGGAAAUUUAACUAACCUGGUGAAAAUAAACCUUCGGUCCAAUGGGUUGACUGGAAAGCUGCCUCAUGAGUUUGGCAAUUUGAAGCACCUUGAGGAGCUUCGAUUGGAUAGAAAUAAGCUUCAAGGAAUCAUUCCUGCGAGUAAUAAUUCAGAUUCUAUGUCCAGCACUCAUGGGAUGUAUGCCUCAAGUUGGACUACUAGUGGCUUCUGUGACUUGUCUCAAAUAAAAUUUGCUGAUUUUUCAUUCAAUUUCUUUGUUGGGAGCAUACCCAAGUGCCUGGAGUACCUCCCAAGGUCAAGUUUUCAAGGAAACUGCCUUCAAGCCAAAGAUCCCAAACAGCGCCCCAACGAACGAUGUGCUGGUGCUCCUCCUGCCAACCUUCCAGGAGUAAACCCAAACCACCGAUCCCCUCAAAAUGGAACUAGACAUCAGGCAGUUUCAAAAGCUGCCUCAACAUCAAAACCUGCCUGGCUCUUAGCAUUGGAAAUAGUCACUGGAACAAUGGUAGGCUGUCUUUUUGUUGUUGCUCUCUUCACUGCUCUCCAGAGAUGCAAAAGCAAACCUUCUAUAAUUAUCCCUUGGAAAAAGUCCACAAGCGAUAAGGAGAACACGACGAUAUACAUAGAUUCUGCGAUGUUGAAGGAUGUAAUGAGAUUUAGCAGACAAGAACUCGAAGUAGCAUGUGAAGAUUUCAGCAAUAUUAUUGGGUCCUCUCCUGACAGUCUAGUCUACAAAGGCACCAUGAAAGGUGGACCCGAGAUUGCUGUAAUAUCUCUUUGCAUUAAAGAAGAGAAUUGGACAGGCUAUCUUGAGCUUUACUUUCAGAGAGAGGUGGCUGAUUUGGCAAGACUAGAUCAUGAGAAUACCGGGAAACUACUGGGUUAUUGCAGAGAGAGCGAACCAUUUACAAGGAUGCUGGUUUUUGAGUAUGCAUCAAAUGGGACACUAAAUGAGCACCUCCAUUAUGGAGAAGGAUGCCAAUUAUCUUGGACACGACGAAUGAAAAUUGUUAUAGGAAUUGCUCGGGGAUUAAAGUAUCUUCACAAAGAACUCGACCCUCCUUUUACCAUCUCCGAGUUGAAUUCUAGUUCCGUUUAUCUUACAGAAGAUUUUUCUCCCAAGCUGGUAGAUUUUGAAAGUUGGAAGUCGAUACUUUCAAGAUCAGAGAAGAACUCGGGUUCCAUAGGCAGUCAAGGUGCGAUCUGUGUUCUUCCAAAUUCACUAGAAGGUCGCCAUCUGGAUAUCCGAGGGAACAUCUAUGCAUUUGGUGUACUUCUACUGGAAAUUGUCAGCGGGAGACCUGCUAAUUGUGAAGAGAGAGGUUGCCUAGUGGAUUGGGCUAAGGACUUCCUCGAGCUGCCAGAAAUCAUGCCAUACGUGGUGGAUCCGGAGCUGAAGCAUUUUGGCUAUGACGACCUGCAAGCGAUAUGCGAGGUGGUGAGACUUUGCAUCCAUCCAGAUCCGGACCCAUCUAAAUUCGCGUCGAUGGAGGAACUAUGCAGCAUGCUGGAGAGUAGAAUCGACACAUCAGUGUCGGCUGAGCUGAAGGCGUCUUCUUUGGCAUGGGCAGAGCUUGCACUUUCAUCCAACUGAGAGCUGAAGCUAACAAACAAACACAGGACUGUAAAUCUGGAAUACGAGAUUGUAAUACUCUCUGGUUGUGACUCUUCAACCAACCAGCCUGCCUUUGGUCUCCGUUCUUAUGUAAAUGCAUCAGAUGAUCAAAUCCAUGCUCAAGGAAACAAGAGUGUUUCAUGCAUGGCAAAUCCUUCCUCAUCCCUUUGUAUACGCCCGGCUGCUUGGCACAUUUGGUAACAUUACUAAAUAGUGAAAGCUCACUUUACA
Molecule: messenger RNA, 2874 nt
Organism: Diospyros lotus (date-plum)
Lineage: Eukaryota; Viridiplantae; Streptophyta; Magnoliopsida; Ericales; Ebenaceae
Product: probable LRR receptor-like serine/threonine-protein kinase At1g63430
Exons: 13
Coding region: 601-2622 (673 amino acids)
Biological process (GO): protein phosphorylation
Molecular function (GO): protein binding; protein kinase activity; ATP binding
Source: RefSeq, a predicted model, not a curated record